Miscanthus lutarioriparius is the source of this 1455-nucleotide messenger RNA. The record is from the annotation of a GenBank genome assembly. NCBI's taxonomy places the organism in Eukaryota, Viridiplantae, Streptophyta, Magnoliopsida, Poales, Poaceae.
AUGUAUGGAGCGUACCAGCAUGGGAAGCUAUCCGCAUCAGAUCGAUUGCCAGAAAAUAAAUGCAGUAGCAGAAUCAUUGUGACUACUCGGAUAGAGACGGUGGCCAAAGCAAGUAGUGUUUCAGAGAACCUUGUCCAUCAUAUGAAAUCCCUAGAAGUGUGCCGGGUGCAUGAUAUGAUGCUUGAAGUCAUGGUGUCCAAAUCUCGAGAUGCCAACUUUGUUACCUUGGUAGGACGGCAAUACGAAGUGGGAUUGUCAGGUAGCAAGGUUCGCCGCCUCACUGUCCAUGACAAUGACGGCAAGGAUCACAUUAGUUCACACAAGAAGGAAGUGGAGCAGCCGCAUCAUGCAAGGCAUGGCAUUGAGACUAUGAACCUACAACAAGUCCGAUCACUGACUAUAUUUCAGUCGAAAGGCCUUGAGAGGCUGCUGGAUCGACUAGGCGAGUUCAAGUUGCUGAGGGUACUUGAUCUGGAACAUUGCAAGGCUCUGCAAGACAAGCAUAUGAGAGAUGUCUGCCGGUUGUAUCUUCUAAGGUUCUUGAGCUUGAGGGGUACAUCAAUCAGCGUGGUGCCAAGCAAAAUCGGUGACCUAGAGUAUUUGGAGACUCUGGAUAUUGGAAGUAGGAAGAUCUGCACCAUGCCGCCAACCGUGACAAAGCUGCGUAGACUUGAGCACCUGAGGGUGUCAAGGUGGACUAUGCCACGGGGGCUAGGGAACAUGAAGGCGCUGCGCGAGGUGAGUUGGGCCCUACUCGAAGGUGACGUUCAGGACGCCCGAGAGAUCGGUGAGCUGCAGCAGUUGCAGGUGCUAUGUAUUUUUGUGGCCAAGUCCGAAGAGGAGUUUUCGCGUGCGCUUGGCUCCUCCCUGACCCUGAGCAAGACAUGCGCCCUCCAAUCGCUCCGCCUGCGUUCCACAAGGACACUGGACUUUCUUCUUCACGUAUCCUCACCGCCACCACUCCUCUGCCAUCUUACUAUGAUAGGGCCCAUUAGUCGAUUUCCUGAUUGGAUCUCGUCACUCAAGCACCUUACAGAAUUUUCGGCGACAUUCGUCGAGCUUGCUGGCGACCAGAUACUUGAUUCCCUGUCUAAGUUGCCCAGUCUGCAGAGCAUCCAACUGGGGUACCGGAGCUGCAGAGACCGAGAACUCGCUGCACGCACUACACACAAUUUUCCAGCUCUGAGGAUCCUGGAUCUGUACCUAGCUAGAGAACAUCCCAAAGUAGUCAAAUUUGAGCAAGGGUCAAUGACAAAGCUCGAGACGCUUCUAUUGCAGUUCUCUGAGGAAGAGAGGAGCAUUGUAGGCCUUGAGAACUUGAAGAACCUUAAAAAGGUCAAGCUUAGUGGUUGGAAAAACUACCCGCCGCUGGAACGUGCAGUGGAGCGGCUCAAGGUGGAGAGUGAGAAUCGCCCCAAGUCCAACCAGAUCAAAGUUGUAGUGAGGUCCUGGUGA